GCCCACGUCUUUGAAACGUCAACAGCGCCAAACUUCGGGCUCCCAACGGGAGAACAUGAACACUGAUGCUGAGGAGCCGCAAUGGAGAAAAGUGAAUUCAGUCACAGGAGUGAUACCACGGUCUAGACACGGACACCGAGCAGUUGCAAUACGGGAGCUGAUAGUUGUGUUCGGGGGUGGAAACGAAGGGAUAGCGGAGGACCUCCAUGUUUACAACACUGUCUCAAAGCAGUGGUUCCUGCCUGCGGUGAGGGGGGACAUCCCCCCCGGAUGUGCUGCCCAUGGCUUCGUCUGUGAUGGGACCCGGAUUCUGGUCUUUGGCGGCAUGGUGGAGUUUGGGAAAUACACCAACAGCCUUUAUGAACUCCAGGCUAGUCGCUGGCUGUGGAAGAAGCUGAAGCCCAGGGCCCCAAGGAACGGCCUGCCCCCCUGUCCCCGGAUCGGACACAGCCUCACUGUUGUGGGGAACAAGUGUUACCUGUUCGGAGGGCUGGCCAAUGAUAGUGAAGACGCCAAUGGCAAUGUACCAAGAUACAUGGGUGACUUCUAUGAGCUGGAGCUGCAGUCUUUAACAGGAGUAAGAGGUUGGAGCAUUCCUGAGACAAAGGGGGGGGGUCCCUCAGCACGGGAGUCCCACACGGCGGUCUCCUACACUGGGCUCGGCUCCCCGAAGAUCUACAUCUUUGGUGGGAUGCAAGGAUCCCGGUUAGGCGACCUCUGGCAGCUUGAUCUUGACACAAUGGUUUGGUCGACACCUGAAACCAGAGGUUCCACACCACUUCCCAGAAGCCUUCACUCUGCCAGUGUUAUUGGAAACAAGAUGUUUGUUUUUGGUGGCUGGAUUCCUGCCCCAGAGUCAGACCUGCACACUGCUGUAGAACCUGAAUGGAUCUGCAGUGACUCCUUAACUGUACUCAACUUAGACACUAUGAGCUGGCAGGAUCUUGGCUCACAGCAACAAGACAAUGUUGAGUACCAGCUGCACAGUCAGGGACCCCAGAGUGACGAUCCGUACGCCUUCCUGCCCAAAGCCAGGGCCGGACACUGUGCUGCCAGCGUGGGGUCGAGGUUCUACAUCUGGAGCGGCCGGGACGGGUACCGCAAGAGCUGGAACUACCAGGUCUGCUGUAAGGACCUGUGGUACCUGGAAACAGAGCGACCAGCCGCCCCAGAGGCCCCCUUACUCAUCAAGUCUACCGUCAGCAUGCUUCAUGUGGCGUGGCGCCCCCUGUCUGCAGCAGACUUCUACAUCCUUCAGAUCCAGCCUACACCCUCACCUGCCAAAGCCGUCCAUCUCACUGGAGCAGAGGCACUGGGCAGGAAGGCUGAGGUACUCUCUACAGGAACAGAGGAUUUACAGUCUGUUCAACCUCCAACUGGAGGAACCGCUAAUAAAGAAGAUGAAACAUCACCACAGCUUGGUUCAGCACAAAAGGACACUAGGGCAGAGUCCUCGGAGAGCAAAGCAGAGAGCAGUGCUAGCAGGGACACGGAGAAGGACUGUGACACAAAGCGCUGCAGUGGUGCAGCGGACAUAUCAGCAGAGGUCAGCAGCUCAGCUCAGCAGCAGCCAGAGAAACUGCCAGUGGACAAGACAUCAGAUCUCUCCCAUACACAUCAGGUCCAUCAGACCCCAGAGGAGGUGUGGUUUGAUGUUGGUGUGUUCAAAACACUGUUCUGUGAGGCCAGCCAUUACUAUUUACCUGCAGACAUUGACCAGACGACUGCAGCCAGCAGCAGCCGGCCACCAAACACUAAUGAGCCCUCCCUCCAGAGGAAGUGUCCCGGGCCUCAGGACUACCAGAGCAGAGAGAAGCAGGAGCUGGCUCCAGGGCAGACCUACAGGUUCAGAGUUGCAGGCAUCAACUGCUUCGGCCAGGGAGACCUCAGCCCGGUCAGUGAGUUCAAGACCUGCCUGCCAGGUUUCCCCGGAGCGCCUUCUGCUGUCAGGAUCACUAAGGCCAACGAUUCGGUCCACAUCACGUGGGACCCCCCCCCCUCCCCAUCAGGCCGGAUCCUGGAAUACUCCAUGUACAUGGCGGUGAGGAAGAGCCGCUCCACCAGCUCGGAGCGUCCGGGUCAGAUGGCCUUCAUAAGGAUAUACCGCGGCACCAAGACAUCCUGCUCGGUCAGCUCCACCCAACUGGAGAACGCCCAGAUCGACUGCUCCGCCUCCAACCGGCCGGCAGUGGUCUUCCGCAUAGCUGCUAAGAACGAGCAGGGCUACGGCCCCGCCACGCAGAUCCGCUGGAUCCAAGAUCCUAUUAAAUUGCGAGGGUCUGCCUCCAAAGCUGACAGCAAUGCUGAGGCUGACCUAGAUGCUGCUGACAGCUCCAGCUGAGUGUGUGGACCAAUGACACCCAUUUUUGGAAAGACAAUAUGUGCACUCAGGAAAAUGGCGAUUGUACGUCGCUGUGUUGUCUUACAUUACCUACAGUUUUGUUAAUUUAUUUUCUUACGUAUUUAAUUAUUCCCCUGUAAAUAUAUUUUCAUAGGAAGUUUAACCACUUGGGUAUUUUAGUUACUGAAUUAUUUUGAUAAGUAAUAAGAAAUAUGAUGUUGACCCAACUAAGAAAAAGAUGUAAAACUCUGAAAGCAUCAGCCCGUGUACAUCAGAAAGAAAAACUUGUUAUAUAUAUAUUAAUAUUGCUGUUGUUUUUUUAAUAGGCUAAUUUUCUAUGAUUCAGGUUGGGUUUUUAGAUCUUUUAAGAUCUUUGAAUGUGUUAUCAUUACCCCAGAUUGUUAAAAAAAAUAUUUUGCAAGUC
Molecule: messenger RNA, 2765 nt
Organism: Trematomus bernacchii (emerald rockcod)
Lineage: Eukaryota; Metazoa; Chordata; Actinopteri; Perciformes; Nototheniidae
Gene: hcfc2
Product: host cell factor C2
Biological process (GO): regulation of DNA-templated transcription; chromatin remodeling
Cellular component (GO): histone methyltransferase complex
Molecular function (GO): protein binding; transcription coactivator activity
Source: RefSeq, a predicted model, not a curated record